Molecule: messenger RNA, 6872 nt
Organism: Tachysurus fulvidraco (yellow catfish)
Lineage: Eukaryota; Metazoa; Chordata; Actinopteri; Siluriformes; Bagridae
Gene: cbl
Product: Cbl proto-oncogene, E3 ubiquitin protein ligase
Exons: 16
Coding region: 647-3364 (905 amino acids)
Biological process (GO): negative regulation of epidermal growth factor-activated receptor activity; cell surface receptor signaling pathway
Cellular component (GO): membrane raft; plasma membrane
Molecular function (GO): phosphotyrosine residue binding; receptor tyrosine kinase binding; calcium ion binding
Source: RefSeq, a predicted model, not a curated record
GGGGGGGGGGUCGCUAGAAGGCGGCGAUUGCGUGUUUAAACGUAUUUCUUUACUAGUUGUACGUCUACAGCCGGCUUUAUGAGCUGUUAUUAGCUGGUGCAGUAAAUACGGCACGUUAUCGGUUAAAAGCGUGAAUUCGGAUGGGUUUGUUUUUAGUCUGCAGGUUCGGUCUCCCCUCCUGCUGUGCGCUUUAGACGUGAACUGAACUUCCCGUUGCGGGAGACAGACAGUGAGCUGAGCAGAGCAGAGCGGCGCGGCGGUGGUGGGGGGGAAACGGGAACCAGUGCUUACAGGGCGGCGCACAGGUUAAAGACGCUCGUUUGUUCCUUGGGGGAAAAAAGUAGCACUAGAAGUCGAAUGAUAUUUGUUCGCUUGACGGUUUAACUCGUGCCCAGACGCCGGUGACAGCGCGGUUUAGUUGUGCUGAGGCGGUUUAAUGGCACCCUCGAGUCGGUAGAGCUGUUUUCUUGUCGUCCCCCCGACGCAGGACCUUCGCUCGGUGUGACUCGGGCGCUGUUUCCUCACCGGGGGGUUUUAUUUUUUUUUGUCGAUUCCGCUGCUUGGACGUAAGAAAACAAGGCUUGUGCUCCCGGCCCCCUAACAGCGCUAUCACCGAUCACGCUGUCCGGGUCCGAGGAGCUGAAACAUGGCAGGAAAUCUGAAGAAAGGCGGCGGGCUGAUCGGCUUGAUGAAGGACGCGUUUCAGCCUCACCAUCACCUCCACCACUCCCAUCACCAGCCCGGGGCCGUGGACAAAAAGACCGUGGAGAAAUGUUGGAAACUCAUGGACAAGGUGGUGCGAUUAUGCCAGAACCCAAAGCUGGCUCUCAAGAACAGUCCUCCGUACAUCUUGGACCUGCUCCCUGAUACUUACCAGCAUCUUCGCACCAUCCUGUCCCGCUACGAGGGCAAGAUGGAGACGCUGGGUGACAACGAGUACUUCCGCGUCUUCAUGGAAAACUUGAUGAAGAAGACAAAGCAGACGAUUAGUUUGUUCAAGGAAGGCAAAGAGCGCAUGUACGAGGAGAACUCGCAGCCAAGGCGAAACCUGACCAAACUAUCGCUAAUCUUCAGUCACAUGCUGGCUGAGCUGAAAGCCAUCUUUCCCAACGGUCUGUUCCAAGGGGACAAUUUCAGGAUCACGAAGGCUGAUGCAGCAGAAUUCUGGAGAAGAUCCUUUGGAGACAAGACUAUCGUGCAGUGGAAGGUCUUCCGGCAAGCUCUGCACGAGUUUCACCCAAUCAGCUCUGGCUUGGAGGCCAUGGCCCUCAAGUCCACAAUCGACCUCACCUGCAACGACUACAUCUCUGUGUUUGAGUUUGACAUCUUCACCAGGCUUUUUCAGCCGUGGUCGUCUCUGCUGCGGAACUGGAACAGCCUUGCGGUGACUCACCCGGGAUACAUGGCUUUUCUCACUUACGACGAGGUCAAAGCUCGCCUGCAGAAGUUCAUCCACAAGCCUGGCAGCUACAUUUUCAGGCUGAGUUGCACACGUCUGGGCCAGUGGGCCAUUGGCUACGUGACUGCAGAUGGGAACAUCCUGCAAACCAUUCCCCAUAAUAAGCCUCUCUUCCAGGCUCUUAUCGAUGGCUUCCGGGAAGGAUUUUACCUGUUCCCUGAUGGCCGUACUCAGAAUCCGGACCUCACAGGGCUGUGUGAACCCUCGCCUCAAGACCAUAUCAAAGUCACACAGGAGCAAUACGAGCUCUACUGUGAAAUGGGCUCGACUUUCCAGCUGUGCAAGAUCUGCGCAGAGAACGAUAAGGAUGUGAAGAUCGAGCCUUGUGGCCACCUCAUGUGCACUUCUUGCCUCACUGCAUGGCAGGAAUCUGAGGGCCAGGGAUGCCCUUUCUGUCGCUGUGAAAUCAAGGGUACCGAGCCCAUUGUGGUAGACCCGUUUGACCCCAAGGACAACAGUGGAGGUUCCUAUGCGGGAUGCAGAGGCAUGUUCGGAGCAGAGGGUGCACCUUCACCGAGCUACGAUGACGACGACGACGACCGACUGGAGGACCCCCACCUCAUGAUGAGCAAGCUGGCUUGUACUAAAGUGGAGAGGCCUCCAUCCCCGCUGUCCAUGCCACCUCAAACAUCUUUGCCCCCAGUACCUCCACGUCUAGAUCUCAUCCCACAUAGACCACCUAACCCUCCAGGGGCCUCCAGCCCUGGGGCCACAUCUAAGGCUUCCGCACAUCACAAAGACAAACCGUUGCCUCUGCCUCCAGCUCUGCGAGACUUGCCCCCUCCUCCACCUCCAGAGCGGCCCCAUUCCGCCGGAGCUGAUAGCAGAAUCCUGAGACGGCCACUGCCGUGCACGCCUGGAGAACCGCCUCGUGAUAAACCUCCCCCUACCCCUCCCAACCGAAACAUGGCUGAUUGGAAUCUGCGCCCAGUCCCCAAAGCUCCCUCCCAGAUGCCUGGAGUAGGAGUAGAGACCCGUGGGUCUCGAGAGCUCUCUAACCGCCACUCCCUUCCGCUUGCCCUGCCUUCUGCGCUUGAUGGUCAGCGGAACAGCAACUCUGUCGGUGUUGAGCACCAGCUGAGUUUCGGUGCAACAGCCUCCGGUGGAUCCGAGUACGACAACCCGAAAGUCAAGCCGUCUGCAUCGGCCAAUGCCAUUUAUGCUCUUGCAGCCAGACCCCUUCCUGCAGUGAAGCAGCAUUCAGAAGAUGGCUGUGACGAUAAUGAGGAUUCGGACUACAUGUCUCCCAACUCUCUGCCUGUGCUGGCCACAAUGACUCCUUCACUAGGGGAGGCAGUACCCAGGCCUCACCACCCCAACACUCUGAACUCCAGGACUUUGCUCAGUGAUCUGGACCCUGAAGGCCCACAGAUGUAUGAAGCCAUGUACAACAUUCAGGCCCAGUCUCUCAGUGCCACUCUGCCUUAUCAAGCCACCGAUUCAGACUACUCGGAGUUGCCUCCAUCGGUGAGCAGUAACGGGCCACAUGAGGCAGAUUGUGAGGACGAGGAGGAAGAGAAUGGCUAUGACAUUCCCAAACCGCCUCUGCCAUUAGGUCGACGCACACUGUCUGAAGCCAGCAGCUCAUCCACAACAUUUAGCCGCUUGUCUAUGGACGGCGAACCUGGAACGUCAGUCUCGUUCGAAUCCGCCGAGGCUCCCGAGCGGCCUCCGAAACCCCUUCCGCGACGCAUCAACUCUGACCGCAGGCCGAGCCCCGUUCCCCCAACGGCUGCGUCCAGCAACCCGCAGAUCAGCAGUGAGAUCGAACUACUCAUGAGCCAGGGCUACUCCCAUCAGGACAUCCAGAAAGCUCUGAUGAUCGCGCAGAACAACAUUGAGAUGGCCAAGAAUAUCCUACGCGAGUUUGUGUCUGUCCCCACCACGGCACACAUUCUCACAUAGCAGCUUUUCCUGAUCCAGAGUCCCAUCUCUCCCUCUCUAUGCUCCAGGGCAGUCUUCCCAUGAGUGUAUGUCAUUCAUGUGUGAGGCACAGGCCUUAUCCAGCUCCUGCAUGCUGUUAGACAGCAGGAGCACCGUUCUUGAAGUCAGCCUCAUGGCAUUGCACAUCCAUUUUAGUCAAACUCAAGCAAGGACAAAAAAAAAGUUGUGUUUUAUAUAAUAAUUUAAUUUAUGAGUCCAUAUAGUUAAUAUAUACACAUUUAAUGAUGGAGAGGUUUGGGGGCAGGUCCAGAGUGUGUGGUGUCAUGUGUGUUUCAUGGCAGGGGAAAGGAAGAGACUCAUUAGCACUGCUGUUCUGUCAUGUGGAAAACUGCAACUGAACGUUUGCUGGUGUCAAAAAUGCCUUUAGUGUUGUUCUGGUACUUUCUUGAGGUGUGGGUGUGUGAUUGUGUGUUUGUCAUGUUCUAAAGUGGCAGGGCAUGAGUGCCAGUCUCCACUACGACCUGUUAUUAAUCCGAUCGAACAUCACAAACCAGUGAUGUUCAGACACUUUCAGAUUUCCCUCUCUCUCUCUCUCUCUCUCUGUCUGUAGUGCGGUUGUGUGAUAUCACUGGAUGCUGCCAGUUCAAAAUGGCUUUAACUCUCAUCAGUCACUGCAUUGCCUCUGCUGCUGUGUAGCAUUACUGUAACUGAUCUAUGUUUAUAACGCAGAAUUGGAUAUCGCAGCCUCUCGUGUGCAUCCCGUUACAUCAGACAUGGUGACAGUUUGUAAAUCACGUUCAAAUGCUGGUGCAGACGAAAGCUCGUAUUUAUGUCGUAACCUUUGUUGUGUGUGCGUGUGUGUGUGUGUGUCAUUACUCUCAUGGUGAACGGCAGGCUUUUUUUUUUAGUGUGUGUGCUUUUUCUAGAGUGUUCUCUAACGGAUAAGUGCAGAGUUGGACACAAAGUGCUUUGUGCGAAGGAAGUGUUUGCUUAUACAGUUUCUGUGUUAAAUCAGGACUGAAAUCGCUCUGAUUUCUGUGAGAUUUUGUCUGAAACUGAUCUAAGUGAAAUUAUUAUUAUUAUUAUUAUUAUGACUUUUUUUAUUAUUAUUAUUAUUAUUAUUAUUAAUUCAGAAGUGCUUUACUGCUGCUACUCUUGUUAGUGCUAAACAAUUAAGCCUUAAAUGUAUAUUUGUGAAUAUUGUGUUUAACCUGUUUUAAAGUGACAGUAUCUGUUCGGUUGAAUUUGGUGAUGUAGCAUAUACUUGAAAUCGCGAGCAGCUUGUGUAGCUCCAGGCCCAGGCUGACUUCUGUCGUUUCUUUUAUUUUCAUUUUCUCUUUGUGGGAUAACUUUUUUUUUUUUUUGGUCGUUUUUUUUUUUUUUUCUCGUAUUUACGGUGUUCCCGAGACGUCAAACACCCGUCAGCAUCCUCACUGGAGCGUGUACGCAAAUAAGUAAAUGUGAACAAACACCAUCGUUGCAGGAAAAACCUUUUACUUGGUCUUCUUCUCGGUUUCGAGGUUCACUUGUCGGCUUAACCCCUACAUCCUGAAGCGUUAUUGGAGCUAUUUCGUGUUUUAGUCUCCCUAAUUUUCUCAGGAAUAAUGUACAUCCACACAGAGGCUCUAUCAGUAUUGAACGGGAAAUGAAACGUCGUAACCAUAUUCUCUUAUUCAGGGCAGAAGCACUGAAAGACUACUUUAAAGUCUUGGACUAAUUUGACACGUUUCUUAGUGACGAUGGCUUUCCUCAGAUCUCCUCGGAUGUGCUCGGAAAUUCGACGCCCUCGGACACACACCGAGGUUGUAUACAGUGAAAUGGCUAAAUCGCUAUCUUAUGAAGCCCUGGAGGAUCUUCAUGUUCAUAUGUACAUGCUCGUUUAGUUCUACUCCGUAUUUCCCCCUUCGAAAUAUUGCACUGUCAUAGCAGGUACUUCCACAAUAUGAAGCUUGUAGGUACAACCUUGUUCACCAGAAAGUACCAUGAUCAUGCAGGUAUUCUUUCUGACAUGGCAAGCAGGUGAGGAUUCAUAGUUCAGUAUUUUUUUAUUUUUUUUUAUUUUUUCGUUUGCACCAUGUGAAGUAGUGAAGCUUUGUUUUCAGAUCAGAGCUAUUUUUAUUCUAAUUACUGUAUUUCUGUCUGUCUAUAUUGUCGUGUGUGUGUUUGCGUGCGCGUGCCUGUGCGUGCGUGUGUGUUUGUGUGUUGCAAGAUUUCACAAUAUACCAAUUUGUGCUCCGAUACUGUCACUUUAAAAUGAAGCGUAUUAAGUUACUUGUGUAUAGACUACGUGGAAACGGCUAUGUCUGAUUUCAUUUUGCAUUCCUAUACAUGUCAGAAUUUUAUUUUUAUUUUUUCCGUUUUUACUGAUGUGAAUAAUACUGUGAGCAGUGCCAUAUGUCAAGAAAUAUCCUAAAUGAUGUUCUGCUGCCCAGAAUAAGGCCUUGUGAAUGAGUGAACGUGUCCUGGUGUAAGUGAUCUGAUGUUUUGUUUUGUUUCUUCACACUGCACCUUUUGCUUAAGGGGACAAGUGCUUUUGCGGUGAUGUCAUGCCUGACGAGUAGCUGUAGACUGUACAGUCCAAUUUUGACCACGUGAGGGCAGGAUUUCUCCAUUUUACAAGCGUUUCAAGGGUUUUUGUUUUUGUUUUGUUUUUUUCUUCUUCAGUUUCCUACCCCUAAUCCUCCCCUUCUUCUCGUAUCAUUUGGACGUAUGCACAGUACUAUACUGUCAAAUAAAACGAAUAGAAACAAAGAUACUGUCCACAGUCUCUAAUUUUCGGCACUCAUCUGGUACAGAGACUGGUACAGACGUCCACCUGCUGCAGUAUAAGUAAUCUUUGCAUCCUAACAAAGUUUCUGGUCAAUUGUUUAUUUAUUUUUGAAUGAGUCAGUGUUAAAACGUACAGUUAAACUUGUGCAUGUCCUUAUUGUGCAUUAAUGAGAGAGAGAGCGCGCAAGAGCACAAAGCUCGUUUGUGGUCACCUUUGCGAUCAUCAUAUACAUGAUCCAAACUGCCGUCUUCCUCAGUGCCAUGAUCCUUUACAUCUGCUAGUGUGUGAGCUUCAGAAACAUUUCUCUCUUUAGGGUUUAACACUCCUUUAUAUUAGGUUUGAUCUCGCUAAGAUAAAUUGGUUGCACAAGUUCAUUUAAGUUUUUGUUGUAUUUUAUUCAGGUCAAAGCCAAAUAAGUUUGGAUAUGUUGUAGGAAAAUACAGACAUUUUUGUACACACAUACAUGCAGUAUUGGGCAAACAAAUAUACACAUUUAGAGAUAGUAAUGUGUAAUAGUAAGAACUGAACUACAGUUAAAACUCGAUUAUUUGCAGAGCUGGAAAACUGGAAAGCAUUCAAGUGCAAAUGAAAUAGGACACGUUCCCUCUCCUAAUCGCUGGUGUGUUGUUUCCUUUUGUCAAGAAAAAAAGACUAAUAAUAUUUAUUAAUGUUGAUGUACUCCAACCCAGAGAUCCUUCCUUCAUAAUAAAGUCAUCACAGAUUUUGAAUUUCUAUGUUAUUAAAGCCAUUUUGAAAGAA